This is a messenger RNA of Thunnus maccoyii (southern bluefin tuna), 3042 nucleotides long. It is a transcript of the gene sesn4, whose product is annotated as sestrin 4. Gene Ontology annotation, biological process: cellular response to L-leucine; positive regulation of macroautophagy; negative regulation of TORC1 signaling. Lineage: Eukaryota; Metazoa; Chordata; Actinopteri; Scombriformes; Scombridae. Gene Ontology annotation, molecular function: oxidoreductase activity, acting on peroxide as acceptor; L-leucine binding. The record is from RefSeq and is a predicted model, not a curated record. Bases 132 to 1466 code for a protein of 444 amino acids. Gene Ontology annotation, cellular component: nucleus. The transcript is spliced from 9 exons.
GUCAGUCCCGUCUUCAGCUGCGGACCGACCGGCUGCAGCGCCUGGCUCUUCGCCUUUUGUUAGCUAGCUUGGAAAGCACCAAGAAAAAAAGACAGAGCCGCAUCCAUGCAAUAGCACACUGUUUUUGGAAAAUGAUCAUCUGUACGAAUAAAAUGGAGUACCCCCUAAGAACCCAACGCCAGCGAGUCCAGAAACAGGUGAUGGUGAAUGGUGAGAGGGAGCGAGUGUCACUGCUGUUCACGAAGGCUCUGGUCAGCAGGGGGAGUGUGGACGCCGUGUCCCAGCAGAUGGCCUCUCACCCUCAGUACUUGGAGAGCUUCCUGCGCACACAGCACUACAUCCUGCACAUGGACGGUCCCCUGCCGCUGCCCUACCGCCAUUAUAUCGCCAUCAUGGCUGCUGCACGACAUCACUGCAACUACCUGGUGUAUCUACACUCCGCCCAGUUUCUGAGGGUGGGUGGGGACCCUCUGUGGUUGCAGGGUUUGGAGGCAGCACCCCCCCGCCUUCGCCUCCUUGACCACAUCAACAAGGUGCUGGCCCACCAACCCUGGCUCACCGCCUGCUCACACAUCCAGUCUCUGCUGAAGUCGGGCGAGCAGUGCUGGUCACUGGCUGAGCUGGUGCAGGCCGUGGUGAUCCUGGCUCACUGCCACUCCCUCUGCAGCUUUGUGUUUGGAUCCGACACAGACUCAGACUUUGCCCCCCUCUCCAAAUCUCCUAACGGUACCCCGCCGACCUUCUGCCCCUUUGAUGCUGCCAACGGCAACACCAACGUGCCUCAGUCGCUCGCCGCUCCCUCUGAGCACAUAACACGACGACGGUCUCUGGACUCAAGUUGUGACAUGGUGUGUCUGAAGGAGAGGAUUCAGAAGUCUCAGGAGGAGCGAGAGAAGAGAGAAGAGCGCCUGCUGCAGACCCAAACACUCCAACAAACAGAUAUGGAAGAAGAGGAGGAGAUGAUAUGUUUUUCUGACCCGUCGCGUUUUAUCACAGACCCUGACUUUUGCUAUCAGGAGUUCGCCCGGAGGGAGGAGGACCACUUCCAAGUAUUUAGAGUUCAGGACUAUUCAUGGGAGGACCACGGCUUCUCCUUAGUCAACAGAUUGUAUUCGGACAUCGGGCACCUGCUCGAUGACCGAUUUCGGAGUGUGACCACCCUCCCGUCAUUGCACAGCCCCGACCUGAAGAGGGCCAUCUGGAAUUACAUCCAUUGUGUGUUAGGAAUACGGUAUGAUGAUUAUGAUUAUGGAGAAGUGAACCAGUUGCUGGAGCGGGAUUUGAAGCUGUACAUUAAGGCGGUGACCUGUUUUCCGGAUGCCACCAAAACUCCAGUGUGUCCUUUGAGUUGGGCUCUACUUAAACCUUCAGAACGGAUACACGUGAACUUACUAAUCAUGGAGGCCCGGCUGCAGGCGGAGCUUCUCUACGCCCUGAGAGCCAUCACUCAGUACAUGAUUGCCUAAAGUGCUCGGAGAGGCACGAAGUUGAAACUCUCCGCCGGUACAGAGAGACGCGAGGACGGACAUCUUAGCAGCUGACAGCCAUGUGGGACGAGAGCGGCACUUUUAAGGACACAGAGCACCAUCGUUUUGUAGCUGUGCCUCAUGAAUGUGGUCUUUUUUUUUUUUUUUUUUUUCUUUUCUCAGAUUAAAUGUAUUUAUACCAUAGUGUGCCACACUCUAUCGCCCCCCCUCCCUCCCCUCCCAGCUCCAUCCCAUCUGCAGAGUCUCUUACUGCGAUGUCCUCCUGUGGAACAUCUCGGCUCUCGAAGGUUAUGUGCAAUUAUUACUAGAGUUGUUUUAAUUUUUACCUGUUUUGUGUUCCAGCUCCGUCUGUGAGAAACUGCUUUAUCGCAGCAGUGUGUUACCAGUGGCCAAUACUCCUCUUUUUAGUUUGAUCAGUCCUUUUUGUAUUAACUAUACUGCCCCCCUCCCCCCCAAAAAAAUCCUUUUGUACAAGUUAUAUGAAUGUUAUUGGGAGACCAGGGCCUCUUUUUUUUUUUUUUUUCUGGACAAUCCUAUUCAGUGUUUGUGGACUGUGAAGGACGACAGUUUUGCUCUCCCUAACAUUUCGUAUUAAUGCUGGUCAAGAACAAAACACAAAAGUGACACUGCUGGAAGUUAUCACAUCACUAUAGUUUCUUUUAAUAAGCACUUUUUAAAACUUUAUAUAUUUAUAAUGCAAGGUAGCUCGUUAGUAGAACUUGAGACGCACAGUGUUGUGGGUCUUAACGCCUUUCUUCUCCACUGUAUGACGUCUAUUGAAGAUUUUUAGACUGUUUGUCCACAAACUUUCAGACUCGCUCUUUGUUUUUUUUUGUUUUUUUUUUUUUCAACCCCAGAUGUUUGAGUGAAGAUCGAAGAUAUUUCAGAGAACUGUUGCUCCUUCUGUUAUUUUCAGUUCAGCGCUGAUACGCAGAGUCUGAAGUUAAUGACGUUUGCUGUUUAAAACACUCAAAUUAUAAAUGAAAAGAAAAGAAACUGAAGAGGUCAGUGAGCUGUUUCGAACAGUGACGAUUAAGCUGAGCCAUUCGCAAGAUGAUUGUUAUGUUUUCUUUUGUACUGACGUGCUUCAGACAUGAUCAAAUCAGAGAUUGAAUUGCAGACCAAAGGUUUAAAAAAAAAAAAAAAAAAAAACUCAACCUUUCAUAACCGUAAGUCAGAAUCCAUGGUACAAUUUGCAAAGCAGAACAAUGUGCUAACUAGUUGUUAAAACACUUGUAUCUUUUUUUCAUUUUGUCAUUUUUACAGUUUUUGUAAACUAGAGUACAACUUUGUUUUGUUUCUGGGUGUGACGGUAAGACCUGCUUGUUGUGCUGCAGCCUGGUUUAGAAGUAGAAGACUGUUUUUUUUAGGGUUUAGGCAUUUAGUAACUGCAGGAUGUAGGAAAGAAAUAGACGUGCAUAUCUACAAAAGCAAAAGCGUUAACGCAGGUGCCUUCAGGCUAAAACUGGAGUGCUGCUGAAGUGGAGGGAUGUGACUACUGUAGGCUGAAUGUGGGCUUCGGUUACAGCUGGGAAACACCCCCCCCCCCCCCCAA